This is a messenger RNA of Cuscuta epithymum, 1097 nucleotides long. The record is from the annotation of a GenBank genome assembly. Lineage: Eukaryota; Viridiplantae; Streptophyta; Magnoliopsida; Solanales; Convolvulaceae.
CACAUUUAUCCCUCUCUUUACACCACUCUUCACCUCACAUCUAAAAUGUUGUUUGAUUGUUGUCAAAAACAAAAAUUUGGAUUUCUCUGAAGGAUUGCAUAGAAUCGAAUUGGGAAGGCCAGUUGGUAUGGACACGCACUCUUCCCACCUAAUAGCACCAGUCCGGUCUCGGAGCUCACAGUCUCCGUCGCCGUCGCAUUCUGCGUCGGCCUCCGCGACGUCAUCUAUUCACAAGCGCAAGCUGGCGUCUGAAGACCACGCGCCUCCAUUUCCCUCCUCAUUCUCUGACACGCGUGACGGUGCCCUGACAUCGAACGAUGACCUGGAGAGCAUCAGCGCACGGGGUGCUGACUCAGACUCCGAAGACGAGUCCGAGGAGGUUGCCGAUGACGACGAGGAGUAUGACGAAUCCUCAAUGCGCACCUUCACGGCCUCAAGAUUGGAGAACAGUGGGGCACCACUAGUCAGGAAUACGAAACUCAAGACUGAUAAUUCUGUAAAAGUUGAGCCCAAUCAGGUGGUGAAAGACACAGUAAGUGGCGGUUCAGGGAAUUCCGUGGCCGCACCAGCUGGUGGAUCUGUUUCGGGAGUUGUGGUGAAGGAUGAAGCAAUGAGGAAUAUUUUUACUGAAAACUUACAGACUAGUGGAGCCUAUAUUGCAAGGGAAGAGAGUUUGAAGAGAGAGGAGGAAGCAGGAAGACUCAAGUUUGUAUGUGUUUCAAAUGAUGGUGUUGAUGACCACAUGAUUUGGUUGAUAGGAUUAAAGAACAUAUUUGCCAGACAAUUACCUAACAUGCCAAGGGAUUACAUUGUCCGUCUUGUAAUGGAUAGAACCCAUAAAUCUGUAAUGGUCAUUAGACGUAAUCAAGCUGUUGGUGGCACAACAUACCAAGUGGUUGGUGGGAUAACAUACCGCCCUUACUUAAGCCAGAAGUUUGGGGAGAUAGCUUUCUGCGCUAUUACUGCAGAUGAACAAGUUAAGGGCUAUGGCACAAGACUUAUGAACCACUUAAAACAGUUCGCACGUGAUGAUGAUGGGCUGACCCACUUUCUCACUUAUGCUGAUAAUAAUGCUGUUGGUUACUUUGUCAAACAGG